Phytophthora nicotianae INRA-310 is the source of this 273-nucleotide messenger RNA. RefSeq lists its product as hypothetical. The record is from RefSeq and is a predicted model, not a curated record. The coding region runs from base 1 to 273 and encodes 90 amino acids. NCBI's taxonomy places the organism in Eukaryota, Oomycota, Peronosporomycetes, Peronosporales, Peronosporaceae. The transcript has 2 exons. Gene Ontology annotation, molecular function: carbonate dehydratase activity; zinc ion binding.
AUGGUCGUGGGUGUCUUCUUGCAAGUAGCCAACGGAGGCGCGACGGACCCGUGGAUGGUCUCGGUACUCGACGGGAUGGAAGCUGUCACGCCGGCCGCACCGACGACGAUGAGCCUUGGUUCAUACUCGAACCUGGUGAACACCAACGCCGUCCGCCUCUACAACUACCCGGGUAGUCUCACCACCCCUGGUUGCGACGAGAUCGUCGACUGGUGGGUGGUGGAGCAGCCCAUGUCGAUCUCGUCGGCGGACUUCACGCGCCUGCAAACGUAG